Molecule: messenger RNA, 1272 nt
Organism: Stylophora pistillata
Lineage: Eukaryota; Metazoa; Cnidaria; Anthozoa; Scleractinia; Pocilloporidae
Product: zinc finger MIZ domain-containing protein 1-like
Source: RefSeq, a predicted model, not a curated record
AUGGCGAGACUGCAUCAACAACAAAGAAAUUCAAACAAGAAGCUGUCAAAAAAGACCCUGCACAGUGAGUGUUCCACAGAGUCAAAGAAAAGAGUGUGCACUCUCAGUUAUUACAAGGAUAUGCAGUUGAUUGUGUUGUGUGAUCGUCUGGGUGAAAGAGUAGCUGUGAGGAACCUUCUUUUCCGAGACAACAUUGCUUUAAAGUGUUUCCAGUGCAAGGGCUUAGAAAAGUACUGCCCUCAAGACAAACUCAAGCGCAACCGAACACAAGACGCUUGCAAUCAAUACGCGGAAAGAUGCAUCAUAAAAACGUUUAUGCUUGAUAUUGGGGAAAAUGAGCGAAACUUAUGUUGGUGUUUUUCCCUUUUAGUCCCACGUCUUCGUCUUUCAGUUGGUCCACAGACCCUUAGUCAACUCCGUUUACAGUGCUUGUUACGUAAACGACUUCUUCCAACAGAACAUUGUAUCACAAAAAUUAAAACAACUUUCCCGUUCAGUUCGUGUACUGCUGGCGGCACAGAUGAAAGUGUGGAACAAACAGCUAUCAAAGUAUCACUUAAAUGUCCGAUCACAUCCAGAAGAAUAACAUUACCAGGCAGAGGCCAUGAUUGUAAACAUAUUCAAUGCUUCGACUUAGAAUCUUACUUAAAACUCAACUCCAAAAGAGAAAGUUGGAAAAGUCCAGUGUGUAGCAAAAUUGCACUUCUUGAAGGACUUGAGGUGGAACGUUACAUGUGGGACAUCCUUACAGUCUCCAGCACUGAUGUGGAAGAAGUAACAAUUGAUCGAAACAGUCAGUGGAAGCCUAUUCCAGUUAAACGAGAAGUAAAAGAUGACGAUUUUCAGAGGUCCACAGUCAGCCAAGAAGGCUCGAUCGUCUCCCCCUGACUCAUUACCGCUGUCUGGUGUCAGGCGCCCACACCACAGAUUUCCAGCAGUAAUGGACACUACUCUCCAUAUCAAACGCAACCACCGUCUAACCCUGGCAUAGGUGCACCCACUCCUCCUGGAAACUAAAGCUAAUUUUGUUUAGCCAUGUACCACGGAAUGACCCAUCAAUCGAAAUUUGAACUACUGACGAUUCCCUCUCAAGAACUUACUUAUUUGAGACUGCACUGUAUAUUCUAAUCAUAUUAUGCACACUAUAACCACGAGUUCACCAUUAUGUUGAUAUGAUUUGAUCAAUAGACCGUUCAUAUGCCACAGUCACAGCUAUGAGACUGAAUCAUUGUUCUCCUCUGAACCUCCCAAACCUCAAAUUUGGUGUUGAGC